This is a messenger RNA of Mya arenaria, 2098 nucleotides long. Its product is annotated as SH3 domain-binding glutamic acid-rich-like protein 3. NCBI's taxonomy places the organism in Eukaryota, Metazoa, Mollusca, Bivalvia, Myida, Myidae. The coding region runs from base 105 to 383 and encodes 92 amino acids. The transcript is spliced from 4 exons. The record is from RefSeq and is a predicted model, not a curated record. Gene Ontology annotation, cellular component: cytoplasm.
UCUAGCAAACAGCAUUACUCAGCUAUUGAUCAGACAGUCGGAUGCUAUAGAAACGGUUUUUCCAAGAUACUGUUUUCUGGAAGUGUUUUGUCUACAAAUAAAAAAUGGUUGUGAAACUCUAUACGACGUCUGUGACAACUAACCGGGAGAUCUAUAACAAACAGAACAGAAUCAAGCAUGUAUUCGAGGCUAAGGGGAUUCCUUUUGAGGAGAUCGACCUCUGCCACGAUCAGGAAGCACGUGAUCUGAUGAGAGAAAAGGCGGGAAUUCCUGACCUACUUCCGCCCGCCAUCUUUAACGACGACACGUACUGCGGGGACUUUCAGAAGUUUGAAGACUCGGUAGAAGAUAACACGCUGAAAGACUUCCUUAAACUGCUGUGAGCCGAUUCCUGUGCUCAAAAUCCUGUAAUAUAUCAUAAAUGGUGCUGCUGUAAUUUCUUUACUCACGUGACCACAUCGACCAUAUUUGGGUGUAAACAAGACCUGGCUCCAUUAUUACAAAAAAAUACUAAUGUAAAUACUCCGCUGUAUACAUUAUAAAAGCAGUGUAUGCAAUGGACAUGGACAGUUAAUACAUUGAGGUGGCUGGUCCGGCUUUUAGUGUAUUUCCCAAUAUUUUGUAUCGAAAAUUGUGAUAUUUAGAUAAGGGGUAUUAAUUAAUAAUUGGGUAGAUUUACAACUCAUUAUUUUAAGCAGUUUCUCAACAACAUUGUAUCCUCUAGAUUGUUAUCAAUUUUAUUUCCAAACCAUUUCCUUAAGAUUUUUAUAAACUUUUAAUCGCUUUAAAAACUGUCAAAACAUAUUUGAAUUUGAAUUUCGUGUUAUUAGAUUUUGAACUAUCUGAACUCCGUACUUGUGAUACGCCCCUCUGUAGAAUUUUACACGAGUCAAUGAACGCCCCUCUCUGUAUAAUAAAACCAUUGUGUAAUAGUUUUACGUAUGCUUUUAUAAAUAUCCAUUAUAUAUUAUGUUUAUGUAUCAGUUACGAACUUUAAACGCAUAUAUUAUGCAUGUGAUAACAGCAGACACCAAUUUCUCUCCAUCAUCUUGUAAUUUUGUAUAAGUUUGUUGGUUAAUUCAAAUAAGUUACUUAAAGCUGCACUCUCACAGAUUUACCGUGUUUUCAACUUUUUUUUAUUUUUUGUCUUGGAAUUAGCAAAUUUUUGCGUAAAUAUUUGCAAACCAGUGAUAAAAGACUGAUGACAAAAUAUUAGAUUGCAGAUUUUCAUAUCUCCAUUCCAAAUUUAAUGUUUUAUGGCUUAAACCGCUACUAACGGUUUCAGAAAAAUGCAUCAAACAUCAAUUUUGGAGAGGAAAUAUGAAAAUCUGCGAUCUGAUUUUCUUGUCAUCAGUCUUUUAUCACUGGUUUUCAGAUAUUUACGCAAAAACUGCUCGUUCCAUGACAAAAAAUAAAAAAAAACUGUCAAAACGUUCAAUCUGUGAGAGUGUAGCUUUAAGCCUGUUAAGCUGAAGAUCCGAGAAAUUGAGACCAUGAUCUUAAUUUUAACGUAGGACGAUGUAGCUUAUCGGAUCAGUUAUUAAAAGCAAAUAAUCCGAUUAGCUACAUCGUUCUUUGAGCCAAUUAAGAUCAACUUUGAAUACCAGCCCUAAACUUCAAGUAUAAAAAUGAUAUGAUUAUAUUUCUGCAAAACCAAUGUAUGAAAAAAAUAAAAGUUAUGAUAUGCUUAUUUUGCUCAAAUACUAUCGGUAUGUAUGGUGAAGAUGUCAUAUAUCCAGCUGAUGUGCUCUCAAAUGCUAUUUGGAAUUAUUGGUUCUUUUAUAAAUUAAUAACGAUGAAAAGUUUUUGUUGCGGAAUUGGGCCUCAGCAACAUUUCAUGCCCCUGUUUAUGCGUAUGUAAAAUCUAUUUUGCAGGCUUAUGGUUGUAUUCAAUGCCUGGCAAUGGUACAUUUUUGAAAGUUCAAGAUGAUGUUGCUCUUUCACGUUGAGAUUUUAAAUGUUUUAUGUUUUGUUUUGCUAUUUUUACACUUUUAUUAUUUGCUACAAAUGUCAACUAUGUCAUUUAUAUAUACUCUUUGUAUUGCGCUCUUUGAUAUGGAUGUGUGUAUUUUCUAAGAAAUAAAUUGACAUCAAUAUU